AUGUUUUUCUUGGCUAAGAACGCACUAAGUCGUCUCCAAGUUCGAUACAUUCAGCAAACAAUGGCAAGGGCGAGCCACCAGAAACGAACACCUGAUUUUCUUGAUAAAUAUGGUAAUGCUGUAUUAGCUAGCGUCGCCCAUGGAGCCACUUUCUGUAUUGCUGUAUGCACAUAUGCAGUGACACAAAAUGGGAUAGAAUGGAACCUGUCCCCUGUUGGCAGAGUCACCCCAAAGGAAUGGAGAGAUCAGUAA
Nycticebus coucang (slow loris) is the source of this 252-nucleotide messenger RNA. RefSeq names its product cytochrome c oxidase subunit 7B, mitochondrial-like. Gene Ontology annotation, biological process: mitochondrial electron transport, cytochrome c to oxygen. Lineage: Eukaryota; Metazoa; Chordata; Mammalia; Primates; Lorisidae. The record is from RefSeq and is a predicted model, not a curated record. The transcript is spliced from 2 exons. Bases 1 to 252 code for a protein of 83 amino acids.